AUGUUUAAUGGACAAUAUAAUUCACAAGCUGGUAAUGAGCAUGAGUAUUAUCAGCAACAGCAGCAACAGCAUAUGCAACGGCAACAGCAGCAACAGCAGCAACAGCAACAGCAAGACAAUGCAGAUCGUUAUCAACAAUUACAAAGACCUCCUAAUGCAACUUUUAGUGAAAAUUACAUGAGAGCACAAAAUUCACAUCAAUCGUUACAGAGUAAUUUACAAAAUGAGCAACAGCAACAGCAACAGCAGCAACAGCAACAGCAUACUGGAGGUAUUAACGCUUAUCAUGAUAAUUUGUCUUUGGAUUUCCCGUCGACUCCUCCACCUGCACAAAAUGGUUACAUACCGAAUCAGCAUAACAGUGGAAGACAAAACAGUAAUUCUUCAAUGCAACAGCCAAUUGCUCCUCAACAGUUGGUAUAUAACUCUAGUGAAGGAAGUAAUCAUUCAACAGCUGAUCUUCAUAGCACUAAUAGUUUUGCAAUGCUGCAACAACAGCAACAGCAACAAGCAUUUUCACCAGGACAAUAUACAGCAGAAUCAGAGUACGGUCAGCACUCUCCUCUUUAUAAUUCAAAUAAUGCAUCAGCAUCAAGCCCUCUAGCGCAACCUCAACAGCUGUAUAAUGAUUCACACUACCAAUCAAGUCCGAUAACAAGUAUAUUGAGCUCAAACUCGGAGAAAAAUACUCAGAACAUGCAAAAUCAACAGAUACAAUACCAAGAUAACAUUUUAUCACCAUCACGAAAACAAAAUCAAGCUAAUAUUAACAGUAGUAAUUAUAUGUAUUUUGAGAGAAGACCAGAUUUAUUGACUAAAUCAACUCAAGAUAAAGCAGCAGCAGUCAAAUUGAGAAUUGAAAACUUUUAUCAAUCUUCAGUCAAAUAUGCCAUUGAAAGGAACCAAAGACGUGUUGAAUUAGAAACAGAGCUUGCCUCUCAUGACUGGUCUGAUGAAAGAAAAUCAAGGCAACUGACCUCAUUAGGUAAGAAAGAAUCUCAAUUUUUAAGACUACGUAGAACAAGAUUAUCUUUAGAAGAUUUCCAGACAGUGAAAGUCAUUGGUAAAGGUGCAUUUGGUGAAGUUAGGUUAGUUCAAAAAGUCGACACUGGUAAAAUUUAUGCAAUGAAGACUUUAUUAAAAUCCGAAAUGUACAAAAAAGAUCAAUUAGCUCAUGUUAAAGCCGAAAGAGAUGUCUUAGCAGGCAGUGAUUCUCCUUGGGUUGUUUCUUUAUAUUAUUCUUUCCAAGAUGCUCAAUACUUAUAUUUGAUUAUGGAAUUUUUACCAGGUGGUGAUUUAAUGACAAUGUUAAUCAGAUGGCAAAUAUUUACUGAAGAUGUCACUAGAUUUUACAUUGCAGAAUGUAUUUUAGCGAUCGAAGCAAUCCAUAAAUUAGGCUUUAUUCAUAGAGAUAUUAAACCUGAUAAUAUUUUGAUUGAUAUUAGAGGACAUAUUAAAUUAUCGGAUUUUGGUUUAUCUACAGGUUUCCACAAAACUCAUGAUUCUAAUUAUUAUAAAAAGUUAUUACAAGAAGAUGAAACGACUACUCAUUUGGAUAAACCAGGUCAACCUAAUGUAACUGAUAAUAAUAGACAAUCAAUGUUUGUUGAUUCGAUUAAUUUAACAAUGUCUAAUAGACAACAAAUUCAGACGUGGAGAAAAUCCCGUCGUUUAAUGGCAUACUCUACUGUUGGUACGCCGGAUUAUAUUGCACCAGAAAUCUUUCUCUACCAAGGCUAUGGUCAAGAAUGUGAUUGGUGGUCAUUAGGUGCUAUUAUGUACGAAUGUUUAAUUGGUUGGCCACCUUUCUGUUCUGAAACUCCUCAGGAAACAUAUAGAAAGAUUAUGAAUUUCGAACAAACUUUACAGUUUCCAGAUGAUAUUCAUAUUUCGUAUGAGGCAGAAGAUUUGAUUCGUAGAUUAUUGACUCAUUCCGAUAAUAGAUUGGGUAGACAUGGCGGUGCAGCUGAACUUAAAAGCCACCCAUUUUUUUCUGGUGUCGAUUGGAAUGCUAUUCGUCAAGUUGAUGCACCAUAUAUUCCUAAAUUAAGUUCGAUCACAGAUACAAGAUUUUUCCCAACUGAUGAGUUAGAAAACGUUCCAGAUUCUCCAGCCAUGGCACAAGCUGCAAUGCAAAGAGAACAAAUGUUAAAGAAUGGAGCGGUUGUUCAAGCGUCUGCCAAAGAAGAUUUACCAUUUAUUGGUUACACAUACUCAAGGUUUGAUUAUUUAACUCGUAAGAAUGCAUUAUAA
This is a messenger RNA of Tetrapisispora phaffii CBS 4417, 2253 nucleotides long. It is a transcript of the gene CBK1, whose product is annotated as serine/threonine protein kinase CBK1. The transcript has a single exon. Gene Ontology annotation, cellular component: cytoplasm; cytoskeleton. The record is from RefSeq and is a predicted model, not a curated record. Gene Ontology annotation, biological process: actomyosin structure organization; peptidyl-threonine phosphorylation. NCBI's taxonomy places the organism in Eukaryota, Fungi, Ascomycota, Saccharomycetes, Saccharomycetales, Saccharomycetaceae. The coding region runs from base 1 to 2253 and encodes 750 amino acids. Gene Ontology annotation, molecular function: protein serine/threonine kinase activity; ATP binding.